This is a messenger RNA of Protopolystoma xenopodis, 504 nucleotides long. Lineage: Eukaryota; Metazoa; Platyhelminthes; Monogenea; Polystomatidea; Polystomatidae. The record is from the annotation of a GenBank genome assembly.
AUGGGAAUGUUCAACGCCCACAGUCCGACUCUGGAAAUUAUCACGCAUACAAUUGACUCCGGACUAGUUUCUACCUCUGACACUCCAUUUCAUGAUGGUGGUCAUUUUAAUCAGCCGACGUACUUUGGUUUCUCUCUUUAUACUGGUCGCCACGCCCUACCAACUAGGGGUGAGUUCAACUCUCAUCAUCUGCUCUCCCGACUCGCUUUGCUCACUCUGCACUUUCCCAACCUCAGACUCAUUUGGAGUGUGACUCCUUACUGUACAGCAGAAUUGUUCUCAGAAUUGAAGAUGGGCAGACUGGAACCAACAGUAGGAAAGCUCCCUCAGGUCUUAUCACUUUGGAUCUUUGUUAUAAUGCUUUCAAUUAACCUAGCCAAGCUACCUGAAGCUGCACUUUCUGAUAUUUUACUAUUAUCAAUAUUGCAUCUGAAUACGAUUUGCUGGCAGUUGAUGACAUGGAAUCAUCCUAUUUUCUACACAUUCCUGGGGCACGUGCGCUAA